AUGUCCAAGCGCCACCGCCUCGACCUGGGGGACGACUACGCCUCCAGCAAGAAGCGCGUCGCCGUCGCCGACGGGAAGGAUCGGGAUCGUGAACGGGAACGCGAUGACCGCUCCAAAGACCGAGAAAGAGAUCGAGAUCGUGAGAGGGAACGAGAUAAGGAAAAGGAUUUACGCCCUUCAACCAAUUCUGCACUGAUUGCUAAUGUUGGGUUGCCGUCUCUAAAGCCAGCUGUACUGCCACAGGGUAUAAACCCGUUCACAAACCUACCGCACACACCUCGUUAUUAUGAGAUCCUAAAGAAGCGGCUUCAGCUCCCUGUCUGGGAGUAUAAGGAAAGGUUUACUGACAUCUUGAUCAGGCACCAGUCUUUUGUACUGGUUGGUGAGACGGGUUCUGGUAAAACAACACAGAUUCCUCAAUGGUGUGUCGACUACAUGCGAUCGCUGCCGGGGCCGAAGAGGGGUGUGGCGUGCACCCAGCCCAGGAGAGUGGCCGCCAUGAGCGUGGCGCAGCGGGUUGCUGACGAAAUGGAUGUGAUGUUGGGACAAGAAGUGGGUUACUCCAUUCGGUUUGAAGACUGCAGUAGCGCAAAAACUAUUCUCAAGUAUAUGACUGAUGGUAUGUUACUGCGUGAAGCUAUGAAUGACCCUUUGCUGGAACGUUAUGGAGUAAUAAUUCUUGACGAAGCCCAUGAAAGAACUUUGGCUACCGAUAUUUUGAUGGGAGUUUUGAAAGAGGUUGUAAGGCAAAGGUCUGAUUUAAAGGUUAUAGUUAUGAGUGCUACUCUAGAUGCCGGCAAGUUUCAGAUUUAUUUUGAUAACUGUCCUCUCCUCACUAUCCCUGGUCGCACACAUCCUGUGGAGAUCUUUUAUACUCCGGAACCAGAGAGAGAUUACCUGGAGGCAGCUAUUCGUACAGUAAUCCAGAUUCAUAUGUGUGAAGAGGAGGAAGGAGACCUUCUUCUCUUCCUUACUGGCCAAGAGGAAAUAGAUGAAGCCUGUAAGAGAAUAAAGCGUGAAAUUGAUGAUCUGGGCCCUGAAGUUGGUGAUAUUAAAAUCAUUCCAUUAUAUUCGACGCUUCCACCACAGCAGCAGCAGAGGAUUUUUGAGCCGCCCCCUCCAAAAAAGCCCAAUGGUGCAAUAGGACGAAAGGUGGUUGUAUCUACUAAUAUCGCUGAGACAUCAUUAACAAUAGAUGGUGUUGUGUUCGUCAUUGAUCCCGGAUUUGCAAAGCAAAAGGUGUACAAUCCUCGUAUAAGAGUAGAAUCUCUCUUGGUGACGGCAAUAAGCAAAGCUUCUGCUCAACAGAGGGCUGGCCGCGCUGGCCGUACUAGACCAGGAAAAUGUUUUCGGCUGUAUACAGAGAAGGCAUACAAAACUGAGAUGCAGGACAACACCUAUCCGGAGAUUCUGAGAUCUAAUUUGGGUUCUGUGGUAUUACAGCUGAAGAAACUUGGUAUAGAUGACUUGGUUCACUUUGAUUUUAUGGAUCCACCAGCUCCAGAAACCUUGAUGAGAGCCCUAGAGCUUCUGAAUUACCUGGCUGCUUUGAAUGAUGAUGGAGAUUUGACUGAAUUGGGUUCCAUGAUGGCAGAAUUCCCACUCGAUCCACAGCUGGCUAAAAUGGUUAUUGCAAGUUGCGACUACAACUGUUCUAAUGAGAUUCUAUCUAUUACUGCCAUGUUGUCAGUCCCACAGUGUUUUGUUCGCCCCACGGAAGCCAAGAAAGCGGCAGAUGAGGCCAAGAUGAGGUUCGCCCACAUAGAUGGAGAUCAUUUGACUUUGCUGAACGUCUACCAUGCUUUCAAACAAAAUCAUGAAUCGGUUCAGUGGUGUUAUGACAACUUCAUUAACUACAGGUCCCUGAUGUCUGCAGACAAUGUACGCCAGCAGCUGUCACGAAUCAUGGACAGAUUUAAUUUGCCGCGUAGAAGCACAGACUUCACAAGCAGAGACUACUACAUCAAUAUAAGGAAAGCGUUGGUUACUGGUUACUUUAUGCAGGUGGCACAUUUGGAACGGACAGGUCAUUAUCUAACAGUGAAAGACAACCAGGUAGUGCAGUUGCAUCCUUCUACAGUUCUUGAUCACAAACCUGAAUGGGUGCUUUACAAUGAAUUCGUUCUUACCACAAAGAACUACAUACGCACUUGUACAGACAUCAAGCCAGAAUGGUUGGUGAAAAUUGCCCCUCAAUAUUAUGACAUGAGCAAUUUCCCACAGUGUGAAGCAAAGAGACAGUUGGACCGCAUCAUUGCCAAACUUCAGUCCAAGGAAUACUCACAGUACUGAAUUAAUUAUUUCAACUGAAGUUGCUCAGAGGACAGCUUUAAACAAUGAAACUGAACUCUUUUAAGUUCCAAGUUGUGCUCUUUGCUUUGGUUCAAUAAUGGCCUUUAUUUGAAAGCUUUUUAAAAAAAAUUUCUUUUACAGUAAAUAUUCCAUUCUGAUUUCAUAAAUUAAACAUUUAUGCCUCCCUUUUUUGUGUUCACACUGUAGCUCAUACUGGAAAAGCUGAUCAAUGUUUUGCAGUUUAUUGAAAGUAGUUCUAUAUAUAUAUAAAACAAUGUUACAAGCAUUUCUUUAGAAAUGGUUGAAAAUGCUUCUAAAAUGUGAUUAUCGACCAUGGUAUGCAUGAUCGUUGUAAUUGUUGACAUUCCUUUUAGAAGUUGUGAAACGUUACAACUUGUGCUUAUGUAGACACAAUCUUCAGCUUCAGUACCGCGGUACUGACUUCAAUAAAGUCUAUUUAUACUAA
Molecule: messenger RNA, 2758 nt
Organism: Euleptes europaea (tarantolino)
Lineage: Eukaryota; Metazoa; Chordata; Lepidosauria; Squamata; Sphaerodactylidae
Gene: DHX15
Product: DEAH-box helicase 15
Exons: 14
Coding region: 1-2292 (763 amino acids)
Cellular component (GO): intracellular anatomical structure; spliceosomal complex
Molecular function (GO): RNA binding; RNA helicase activity; ATP binding
Source: RefSeq, a predicted model, not a curated record